This is a messenger RNA of Symbiodinium natans, 1188 nucleotides long. NCBI's taxonomy places the organism in Eukaryota, Dinophyceae, Suessiales, Symbiodiniaceae. The record is from the annotation of a GenBank genome assembly.
AUGGCGCCUUUCCCCUUUUGCCCCCCCCUUUUUUUCCGUCCUUCCUUCUGUUGCGGGGGAGAGGCAGUCAUCGGGGCCUCGCAAUGUGUGCUCUACCUUUCCAGUGGCACCAGGCUCUUUGCGCGCCUGCCCACUGCUGUGAGCCCCGUGAAGGACGAGCUUUGGUCAGCACUUCGACGGGCCAAGGUACAGAUUGUGGCAGAACAUGCCGGCGGAGUUCCGCAGAUCGUUGUCAGCGGCAUGUUCCUGCUGGUUUACCUCACCAUGGUCUACACCAUGAUGCGCCGAAUGACGGGCGGGCGAGGGAAGGGCUGGGGGGAUGCUCGGAAGAAGGUCAUGCAGGCCCAGGAAGCUUCUGGGCCUAACGCCUUGGUCACGCGUUUCGACGACAUUGCGGGCAUUGACCGCUCGAAGCUCGAGGUUCAGGAAGUGGUUGAAAUGCUGCGGUCUCCCGGGAGGUAUGCCGCUUUGGGCGCUAGUGUCCCAAGGGGAGUGCUGCUAGCUGGUCCGCCGGGUUCGGGGAAAACGCUCCUGGCCCGUGCCACUGCCGCCGAGGCCGGUGUACCCUUCCUCAACGCUGCAGCCACCGAGUUCGUUGAGCUCUUUGUGGGCCGCGGGGCCGCCCGGGUGCGCCAGCUCUUCGAGCGGGCUCGGAAGAUGGCGCCGUGCAUUGUCUUUAUCGACGAGAUCGAUGCGCUGCGAGCGCGGUCCAGCAGCUUGAUGGGAAUGGCCGGUGGCAAUCAGGAGGCCGAGUCCACACUGAACCAGCUUCUGACUUGCAUGGACGGCCUGGCCACUCGCGAGCCUGGCCGCCCGGUGGUCGUCAUCGCGGCCACCAACAGGCCCGAGGUUCUUGAUGAGGCCUUGCUGCGCCCGGGACGCUUCGAUCGGGUCGUCCAGGUGCCGCUUCCAAAUGCAGCUGGACGACUGGAAAUACUGAAAGUCCACCUUCGCUUGCGUGCUGUUCCUGUGGCCCCGGAGGUCACCUCGCAACAGCUGGGCGAGAUCGCCGAGAAGUGUGAUGGCUUUCCAGGUGCUGCUUUGGAAGCCAUUGUGAACGAGGCCGCCAUCCGUGCUGCCCGUCGCAAUUCAUCGACGGUCAACAUGGUCGAUUUUGAAGCGGCUGUAUCUGAGUUCAACCAAUCUCGAGAGAAGACUAGGAUUCCGGACUUCCCCUGGAAGAUGUAG